AUGAUGACUCAACAAGCGCAGCCUGAAAAUGGAGGCGAAGGUUGGGCAGACAACCUCAACAUGACCUUGAUGUGCAAGGAUUGUAAGGAGUACCCUCCUAAUCUCGUGGAGGAGUUCUCUUCAGGAGACAUGGUCUGCGCAUCUUGCGGCCUCGUCCUCGGAGAGCGCGUGGUGGAUAGUCGAUCCGAGUGGCGUACAUUCGCGAACGAUGAUCAAGGCAACGACGAUCCAUCUCGUGUAGGUGAUGGUCCUAACGUUCUUCUCAACGGUUCUCAACUCCAAACCACCAUUGCUUAUGGCGAUGGUAACGCCCGAAGCAGAGAUCUACUCCGUGCCCAAGGUAAAACCGGCAACGACAAAUCCACCAAGAGUCUUCUUGCCGCUUACAAAGAAAUCGGUGCCCAUUGUGAUGCUGUCAAUAUUCCCAAGAAUGUCUCUGAUACUGCAAAGUACUUGUUCAAGCAAGUCGACGAUGGCAAAGCCUUCAAGGGCAAGUCGCAAGAUGCUAUCAUCGCCGGAUGUAUCUUUAUCGCAUGCCGCCAGUGCAAUGUCCCACGAACUUUCCGAGAAAUCUUCGCCCUGACGAAGGUCUCAAAGAAGGAUAUUGGUCGGGUUUUCAAGUCGCUCGAGGCAUUUUUUGGCAAGCAAAACAAUGCGAAGCAGAAUGCGGUAAACGGGCCCCCCAAAGAAGAAUACAAGAAUACACAGUCUACCAAUGCGGUCGAUCUGUGCCUUCGUUACUGCAGUCAACUUGGGCUCAAGUCUCAACAAUUCGUCAAGGUCUCAUCUGGACUUGCCGAGAAAACGCCUACUGUCGCUGAGCUUGCAGGACGCUCGCCUCUGUCAGUCGCGGCAGCUUGCAUCUACAUGGCCUCUCAUCUACUUGGCAAACCAAAAACACCGAAAGAAAUCUCGGUCGUUGCCGGUGUCAGCGAUGGAACCAUCCGUACCGCCUACAAACAUCUCUACAAUGAGAAAGAGAGGUUAAUUGAUCCUGAUUGGAUUAAGGAUGGCAAAGGGAAUAUUAACAAUCUUCCUCCCGUUUGA
Messenger RNA from Glarea lozoyensis ATCC 20868, 1047 nucleotides. RefSeq names its product Cyclin-like protein. The transcript has 2 exons. NCBI's taxonomy places the organism in Eukaryota, Fungi, Ascomycota, Leotiomycetes, Helotiales, Helotiaceae. Gene Ontology annotation, molecular function: TBP-class protein binding; RNA polymerase II general transcription initiation factor activity. Gene Ontology annotation, biological process: transcription preinitiation complex assembly; transcription initiation at RNA polymerase II promoter. The record is from RefSeq and is a predicted model, not a curated record. Bases 1 to 1047 code for a protein of 348 amino acids. Gene Ontology annotation, cellular component: transcription preinitiation complex; nucleus.